GCCUCAUUGCCGGCCGGUUAUUUAUAAAGGGGCGGGGGUUGGGUGGGUGGGGGAGCGGCCUCAGGAACUGCAACUCCCAGAAUGCAGCGCGGAGCUUCCGGUUUCCGGCGAGAGGACCUGAGGAGAAAGAGAGAGCGCGAAAGAGAGAGGAUGUCUCUCUCAGAUUGGCACCUGGCGGUGAAGCUGGCUGACCAGCCACUUGCCCCCAAAUCUAUUCUUCGGUUGCCAGAGACAGAGCUCGGAGAAUACUCCCUGGGGGGAUAUAGUAUUUCAUUUCUGAAGCAGCUUAUUGCUGGCAAACUCCAGGAGUCUGUUCCAGACCCUGAGCUCAUUGAUCUGAUAUACUGUGGCCGGAAGCUAAAAGAUGAUCAGACCCUUGACUUUUAUGGCAUUCAACCUGGAUCCACAGUCCAUGUUCUGCGCAAGUCCUGGCCUGAGCCUGAUCAGAAACCGGAACCUGUGGAUAAGGUGGCUGCUCUGAGGGAGUUCCGAGUGCUGCACACGGCCCUGCACGGCAGCUCCUCCUACAGGGAGGCGGUCUUUAAGAUGCUCAGCAAUAAGGAAUCUCUGGAUCAGAUCAUUGUGGCCACCCCAGGCCUCAGCAGUGACCCCAUUGCUCUUGGGGUUCUCCAGGACAAGGACCUCUUCUCUGUCUUUGCUGAUCCCAACAUGCUUGAUACGUUGGUGCCUGCUCACCCUGCCCUAGUCAACGCCAUUGUCCUGGUCCUGCACUCGGUAGCAGGCAGCACCCCACUGCCGGGGGCCGACUCCUCUUCCCGGGGCAUGCCCUCCAGCUCCUACCGGGACAUGCCAGGUGGCUUCCUGUUUGACGGGCUCUCUGAUGAUGAGGACGACUUUCACCCAAGUGCCAGGUCCACGCCCUCAAGCAGCACCCCCAGCUCUCGCCCAGCUUCCCUGGGGUACAGUGGAGCUGCCGGGCCCCGGCCCAUCACCCAGAGCGAGCUGGCCACCGCCUUGGCCCUGGCCAGCACUCCGGAGAGCAGCUCUCACACGCCGACUCCUGGUACCCAGGGCCACUCCUCAGGGACCUCCCCAAUGUCCUCCAGCGUCCAGUCAGGGACGCCCAUCACCAACGAUCUCUUCAGCCAAGCCCUGCAGCACGCCCUGCAGGCCUCCGGGCAGCCCAGCCUUCAGAGCCAGUGGCAGCCCCAGCUGCAGCAGCUGAGGGACAUGGGCAUCCAGGACGAUGAGCUGAGCCUGCGGGCCCUGCAGGCCACCGGGGGGGACAUCCAGGCGGCCCUGGAGCUCAUCUUUGCUGGAGGAGCCCCGUGAACUCCCUGCUCCUCCUGAACCCCCAGCAAACUGCUAAGGCGCUGCCCAUGAGAAGCACUCUUGAAGGUGCCCCAUCUCUACUCUCCCCAAUACACCUGAUGGUCGACCUUC
This is a messenger RNA of Cervus elaphus (red deer), 1404 nucleotides long. RefSeq names its product ubiquitin like 7 (gene UBL7). Lineage: Eukaryota; Metazoa; Chordata; Mammalia; Artiodactyla; Cervidae. Gene Ontology annotation, cellular component: cytosol. The coding region runs from base 82 to 1293 and encodes 403 amino acids. The record is from RefSeq and is a predicted model, not a curated record. Gene Ontology annotation, biological process: ubiquitin-dependent protein catabolic process. Gene Ontology annotation, molecular function: polyubiquitin modification-dependent protein binding. The transcript has 11 exons.